AACAAGCCAGUAUUGUCCUGGAUCUCGUCUCGCACGCUAUGUCCUUAGUGCAAGUCAAGGAGGAGAUCCUGUCCCGGGUCCAAGUUCAGGAUGCUUUCAAGGAGAUCCAUCAGAUCCUUCUCUACCGCAAGACUGGCAGGAUGAGUUUAGACUCUAUGUCGGCCAACGCGAUGUGCGAGAACGGGUUCGGCAGUGUUGGGGUGGGUGUGGGCUCGCUGAGCUCGCUGCAAGGGCUCGGCGGCCCCAAGAAGACCCAGGAGGACCACAUCAAGCGUCCCAUGAACGCCUUCAUGGUCUGGUCCAGGCUCCAGCGGCGCAAGAUUGCGCAGGACAACCCUAAGAUGCACAACUCUGAGAUCUCCAAGAGACUUGGAGCUGAAUGGAAACUGCUGACGGAGAACGAAAAGCGACCGUUUAUCGACGAGGCCAAGAGGCUGAGGGCCAUGCACAUGAAGGAACAUCCUGACUACAAGUACAGGCCCCGGAGGAAGCCCAAGACUUUGCGCAAGGAAGGAUAUCCCUACACCAUGCCGUACCAGUCAGUCCCCAUCGAUGCUCUAAGAGCAGGUCAGUUCACAAGAUCUGUAGGGAUGAUGUGGGGUCCUUACUACAGUCCCGCAGCGGCAUACGGGUCUCUGAGCGCAGCGAGCAUGGCGGCAGCGGCGGCGGCAGCACAGACGUCCAUGUCCGCCGGUCUAUCAGCACAAGCUCAGGUGGUGAGCAGUAUGGACGCCAUGAAGUACUCGAUGGAAGCCGCAGCUGCAGACAAGUACCGCAGCGCCUACAUGCCCCCGAGUAGCCUAGCUAUGGGGAUGUACUCCGACCCAAAAUACUUGGAUUCCACGCCCAAAACCUCUUACGGUUACCUGGACCCCGCCUUUACGAAGGCAUACUUCGAGUCAUCCAAAAUGUACAUGGAGAGUAACAAGGCGUACGGAGGCGACCUGAGCCCCAGAGGACACGGCUACUCGGCUCUGGACUUGGGGAAGCUGUAUCCAGAACAGCCGACUUCCGCUACUCAGGAGACUCAGAGGAGUCCUGCACAGACUCCGGAGGACCGUCCUGAGCGCGAGCACGAACCUUCUUCCGCCUCCUCGACAUCCUCGACUUCCCCCGGCGGCCUCCCCUGCUACUACCAACCCUCCGGGCUCCUCCCUGUGUCCCAGUACCCGGUGCCUCCGUACCACCAACCCUCCGCCUCCCAACCUACCUCCGACUUCAGGAGACCCCUUACCGUCAUCUUCUGACCUGACAAAGUCUAGGGUCUCUGCACCACGCUCUUGGACGAUAGACGCCGUUGUAUAUAGACCCCUUUGGUUUUGAUAUUAAUUUCAAUCGUGACCUUUCUGUAGACUUAAGUCCUCGUAGAACAUUUGAACAAACGUCUCAUCCGAGGUUGAACACAUUUACAAGUUAUUGCAUUUUUCAUGACUAAAUACUUUUUUGUUAUUUGAAGUAUAAUUUUCUUUUUUUUUAGAGCCAGGUUGUGGUCAACUUUUUUUGCUCUUGGCUUUACUUGUUUCCAACGUUACGAACACAUUUUUUAUAGUUUUUGUGUAGUUUUUAUUUAAUAAUUUAUGAAUUCCAUUCUUUUAUUUUAUAAUUUGAAAAAUGUUUGGGUAUACUAUUUGAAGAACAAUAAAGAGCGCCUGAAUUUAUGUUGACGUUGACUGCUCUUUGCAAAAUAAAACAGUUAUAAUACUCUCACUCUCGUGCGAUUUGUUGACUUUAUUUGUAUAAUACUAGUAGGUGUAUUAGUAACCAAUGCAAUAUUCUAAACUGAUAAACAAACUUAAUGUUUUAUUUUUCCCGCAUUGUUAAUAAGAGGCAAUGUUUUUGUUUAGUUUUCAGAAAUCUUGUUCUGUUUGGUAGCUGAACCAUUUUUUGCUUAUGUUAAUAGCGGUAGUAGUGUGUGUAUUUGUACCGGAUACGGAAACUGAUGAAUUAUAGUGCUCAAUUUAUCGCACUUUAUUUGAAAGACUACUUAGAUAUGUUAAGGAAACCAACUGUAAGUGUACUACACAGUUACAUUAUUUGAUUGUAAUUUAAACGUAGAUUCCUUAAUUUGUCGAAUUUGCUUCCAUACCUGACAUCUGUAUGUGCCAUACAUAUUUAAUUUAUGUACCAAUGUUAUUAUGAACAAAACCUAAUGUUGAUAAUUCGCCUAUAACGUUAUUUCUUUGUUAGUGGCGAGUGUGAACAACUUAACGAACAAUGUUUUUUUGUUAUUUCUAUCUGUUUCUUUUUUUACCCUCCACUCAUAAAUUGUAAGAUAGUAUUAAUAAGUAAACGUCCAUAUUUUUUAAAAUUAUUCCAUUUAAUACCACUGUCCUGUCUGAGUUAGUCCAAGUCAAAUAAAUAUGAGUUUUACAAAUAACUUUUUUAUUUUUUUAUACAAUUUCAGCUAGGAUAAUACUGUUGAAUUGUGUUUAAAAGAAAUAUUGUGACGUUUACUUUAACAAUAUUUUUUUGGAUAUAUUAAGUUGACGCAAUGGCGGAAAGUAUUCCAUUGGUUAUUCCAAUUUGAAUAUUUAAAAGUUAUUGGACUCACGUUAAAAAUAAAUUGUGCAAUAGAAAUCAUUAUUGGAGUUUGAAUAAUUAAAUUAAAAUGUGUAGUGUUUUUUAUUUUUUUUUUAAUUAAUAAACACCCUUUAAUUAGUAGGACGCAAUUAUGUAGCUCAUUGCGUGCUGACCAAUUGACGCUUUUGAUUUAGCUUUAGUAGUGUUAUUAUUUCUUCUUUUUUUAACUCUUGUUUCAUGUUCAUGAGUCAAACAGAGCUGAAUUUAUUUAGGCUGUUGUUUGUACUGUUGUGAUAUUAUUUAGCCAUGUACGUAAACCCCUGUAGAUAUUAUGUACAAAGUAUUGAGCGAUAUUUUUGUUAAUGUUUUGUUGGCCAUAUUUUUAUUAUUAAUGUUGUUGUUCCUUACUCUAGUGUUCAGACUGGUUGUCUUCUAUGUUACAUUUAGCCAACACAUUUCUCUCAUCAAUAAAUUAUGGAUUCUUUAUCGAAA
This is a messenger RNA of Homalodisca vitripennis (glassy-winged sharpshooter), 3012 nucleotides long. Its product is annotated as transcription factor Sox-1a-like. The transcript has 6 exons. Lineage: Eukaryota; Metazoa; Arthropoda; Insecta; Hemiptera; Cicadellidae. Bases 39 to 1247 code for a protein of 402 amino acids. The record is from RefSeq and is a predicted model, not a curated record. Gene Ontology annotation, biological process: cell differentiation; anatomical structure morphogenesis; regulation of DNA-templated transcription. Gene Ontology annotation, molecular function: RNA polymerase II cis-regulatory region sequence-specific DNA binding; DNA-binding transcription factor activity, RNA polymerase II-specific.